This is a messenger RNA of Pseudo-nitzschia multistriata, 1771 nucleotides long. The record is from the annotation of a GenBank genome assembly. Lineage: Eukaryota; Bacillariophyta; Bacillariophyceae; Bacillariales; Bacillariaceae.
ACCUACGAGUUCGUACGGUACCGUACCAAAAGGUUCCGUAGCACGAUACGACAGUGUAGAGCAUGUUCUGGUAGCGACGAUGAUGCACACGGGAGGUGACAACGGGACCUUUGUUGAUUCAGUACCAGCCGGGAAGCCUCAUUCCUCUUCCAAAGUAGAUCCCACGCGUCAUCAGAGAGACAAGGUGUURUAAGGAGGCAGCAAAUGAAACCGUUUGCCCGUCGGUCGAUGCCAGCACACCAGCCGAACGGAGUUUCGAUCGAUCUACGAAUAGUUGCCAAUUCACGCUCAAACACGCACGCAUAGGAUUCCCCUGGAUCCUUGAAAACACAAUACACCGACGAGGAACCGUCGUGACCAUCAUCUGAUCUCCGAUCCAAUCCCUUGUUCUCGUAAAUCCGUCGUUUCGGAUGGGAUCAUCGCAACGGGCAUUGCGGCGAUGGACAUCGUUUCUGUUAGCAAUAAAGAGUCUGCUCGUUUGCUCGAGCUCCGGUUUCGUUCCAGCGGGACUCGUGCCCCGGGGAAGAAACCACCAGCACUGGUGUUUGUUGCCGAUGGUACAUGACACGCAARCCUACCGUAUCGUUCCUGCGAACGGUUGUGCUUCUAGCACAGAAGGAUCCCGUCGGCGUUUGGGUUCUCCUGCGACGAGGCUCUUCGGACGGGGCAAGAAUCGUUCUUCCUCGUCACGACAGGAACCACCGCUGCCGYCGAUGCUGCGGUCCCUGUUUGRUUCUGCGUUUGGGGGCGGCGRCGAUGGGACCGGCUUUCUGGCGCAAUUUAMCGSGUCCCGAAAGAAGACAAGCGUGCUCGAGGCCGGCGCCGAGGCCGCUCUGGUCCUGGGAGACAAGCGACGGAGGAAGGAGUGGACCCGGGACGUGGGCCGGCAGUUCCCAUGGAUUCCGGCGGAGGUUCUAUCGGYGUGCACGGACGGGCUGGCGACCGCCUUUGCUAGCAUCGCUCCGAGGGACCUGAAGCGGGCGCUCCGGCCCGGUGGGCUAGAGGAAGCCCGGUCSAGGAUCGGUCGGGACCUCGUUCGGAGCCUUGAGGACCAGCCCGUGGUUCGGAACCUCCCACUGCCGASGGAAGACCGAAAGAAACUUCUCUCCCAGAUCGUCGGCCUCUCGCUGGAAUUCUUCCUCAGKGACCUGGAGUCGGCCAUGGCGGAACCCUCCGCCAAGCUGCUGGAGCUUGACCGUGAGGUCCGGGACCUCCAGGCCCGCAUGCCGUUCUGGAAASUCGCCUGGUACCGCCUGAGGCACAGGCCACGGUCGACCCUCUUUGUGGCUCUGCUCUCGCUGUGGAGCCUCUGCGCAACACUCGCGCUCGCCCGGCAACAUCCCGACGUUCCGGGAGUGCUCCUGCGGCGCUCUAGGGCGUGGYUCGUGUCCGCCGCCGGGAGCCUGUGGGCUCCGGCCGCGAAGCGCGGGGGCACCCGGUUUGUGCUUCGAGCACCGCCAUAGAUUCUGCGGUUGGGAGCGGUAGGAAGCCGCACAAUACGAAACGGAGCAGAGGGAGCGAAACGUGAAAAAAGAAAAAACCGAAGCGCUACACGACUCCAUCGGUAUCGAUUGAGAAGAAUCCCCUCGCCGGCAUUUCAUCUAAACAUCGAAUGAAUCAUUUUUGAUCCAUCGGGGCGAUACAUUGCUGUGAUUUUUUUGGGUGCGUUUCGAUAGAACGUAUAAGAUUCGAAAUGAUGCCGACUUUCUAUUUCAAGGUUGUUAUUCUAGUGUCGAUUUUCUUGGGUAGAAAAUAAAAUAGGAUKCACGGC